CUCUCUAUUCUCUCCUCUGUGAUCAUGGCUGCGCUCAAACAUUACCAGCCAUGUUUUCAAAUCUGAAACCUAAAGGUUAGCGAUUCGCCCGUUUAGUAUUUACAUCAGAUACACUCUCUUCAUCCAUAUUGGUCGUUUGCCGCGGGGCCAGAGGCGAUCGGCAGAUAUCAAGAUGGAAGCUAAUAAUCAUUUUAACUAUGGGCCUCAUUCUUCUGUGUCAGCUAACUCAGGACUGAAGCAUUCCUCAGGAGAUUCUCUCUUUACUAACGGGUCCUCAAUGAGCUUCCCCCAGCAAGGGAAAAAUCUGAAUGGCGAAAUGAAUGUGAACGGCAUUACUACUGCAGGUGGGACCAGCCAGCCUGGUGCCCACCCUCCCUCUUCUUCCUCUUACCCUCAUAUGAGCAACCAUCACCACCCAGGCAGCAUGGGAUAUGACUAUCUGUGGGGUCAGUCUCAAUAUAACCCAGCUAUAGGCCCUGGCCCUUCCCACGGAGUGCAGAAACCAGGCUCCCACGGGAUUAUACAGCCACAGCAGCCCCAGCACCACUUUCAGGGGCAUGGACCGUACCAGGUCAAUGGCAGUAUGGGACCUUCACGGCAGCCCUCCGGUACUGGGUCGCAGUACUGGGGAAGGGGGAAUCCUGGUCAGCAGCAGCAAGGGGGAUCUUCAAUGCCCAUGGGAUAUAACUCUCACAGCAUUUUUGGGGCAUAUCCAAACCAGGGGCAUCCUGGCAUCCCACUGUCCCAGCAUCACCAGCAGCCUCCAUCCAUGCAGCACCAGCCUGCAACUGCGCAUCAUCAUCUCCAACACCAUUCACACCAGCAGCAGCCGCCACAACAACAGCAGCAGCAGCAAUAUGGUAUGAUGCCUAAUGGAAUGCCAUAUUUUCAGCAUUCAUCACACCAGUCCCAACCGCAGACCCAGCCUCAAUCUCAACCCCAAAGUCAGAUUAUACCACACACUGCACAGAGUUUUACACCUCCACGAGGAAGCCCCCAGCACCAUCACAUUGGCAGUGGUGGCAGCAGUAGUCCCCUCAACGUGCAGGCUCCUGUGAUGUCUCCUUCUGCGAUGCCUGAUGGCGGUUCUCCUAAGAGCACGGAGAUGCAAGUUCAUAUGAAUGAGUCAUUUAAAGAAAAGGAUAAAGACUACAAUGGAGUAGAGAGAACCUCUGUAUCCCAAAGGUUGCCAAAAACUGAGGGUUUCCCCAUCAAGCCCCCUGGUUCUGAUUUCUCUGCUGAAUACAGACAGGAUGUGCAGCACCCAGUUAUGGACCUAGAGCAACGUCAGGAGAUGGGAGCUUCCGUAAAGGAACUAAGUCCUCCCCAUGUCUCUGGACCUCCUCCGCUACUAGCUAGUUCUCCUCGAAAAACAUCAACCCUUCCUCUUCAGACAAUCUCUAUAUCUGCUUCCAGUCAGCAUUCAAAUUCUUCAUGUUCAGAAGGUCCUCAACUUUUAGGUUUGUCCACACCUCCUAAGACAGCUGUCGGAGUCAAUGCAUCUGUGCCGACAGCAGGUGGUUCACCUUCAGGAUUUUGUACAACUCCAUCAGUUUCUUCUCCUAAGAGAGUUCCACAUCCUGUUUCUCACAGCCAAUCUGUGACAUGUUCAUUUAAGUCCUUGACGCAUCCUCCAGUGGUGCAUGUACCUCCUCAAACAGCUCCUGUCGGGUCAAAAAGUCCACGGGUUUCUCCAACACCUCUAUCUUUAGCUGCGUCCCCAUCUGUUGUGUCCGCUCCUGCACUGGCACAUCUUAAAGGACCCCAAGAGGCAUCACCUCUAACAGGCCAGAGUCCUAAACAUCCUGCUGCUUCCUCAACACCAAUAUCUGUUGCAGAUAAAAUCACCCUGCCUUCCGUUGUCGUCAAUCCUCUUCAUGCUGCCUCUCACCCCUCUCAAAUGGCUUCAUUUACUUCUCCUGCUGUUAGCUCUUCUCAGGCAUCCACAGCACCUCCUAGUGUUUCAACAGCAAAUGUGGACACUGCCUCUUCUUGCAGUCCAGUCCAGAUAGGUUCUCAUGAAGUAGAGCACCAGACGUUUGGAGAAAUGCUCUCUUCUCAGAAAACUCACGGUAAAUAUGAGGUGAGUGAUUCCCAGUGCAAAACUGAAGUCAGAAGCUCCAACUCAUUGUCCAACAAUGAUGCACAAUCCGAAAUGCAUACGGUGCAAACUUAUGGUAGAAACCUUGAACCGGCUUUCAGUGCUCCAAAGGAAGCUGAGAGAGACACUAUGCCUGUUGUUAAAAAAGACUCUAAUAAUAUAAAAAAUGAUUCUUUAAAUGAUACCUUUGGCACUGACGCAUCAAUGAACUACCCAUCCUUGGCUGAGUCAACCUACUUUGAAAGCUCAAGAGCUGGGGAUACAAGUUUUAUGAUGGACACCUUUGAUUCUUAUAGCAUUUCCCAGACUGAAGACCAAUCAAUGUUUACAGAAGGAUCCAUGAUUGAUGACUCCAGGGACACUUCUUUCAUCGAAGAGAACUUGAACAGCUCCGUGACCUCUAGCAGUUCCACCGAUGAGACCUCCCUGAAAGAUAACAUGUCUCUGCUGGACGAUUCUUUAAAUGAAACCUCACAAUACAGCUCUUCCCUUCUCUCUGCAUCUGUUAAUGCCUCUGCCCAAUCUGUGAAAGGUAAUGAGAGUGGACUUGGUACUUCAGGCAUAUCUGGAGGUGAAAGAAGAUCAGAUCUUUCGGCAAUAACAGUUCAGGGCCUGCAAGUGGUUGUCUGUGGUUCUAUUGAUGGGGCAACCACACACAUACCACCAUCUGAAAUCCUAAUCGCCAUGCCAGUAAAAAAGCCACGGAAACCCAGAACCCCAAAGACAACUGCUGAAGGAUCUCCUGAUUCCAAGCCCAAGAAGCGAAAGUUAACCUCUGAUGUUCCAAAAGAGGGAAAAGUUAGGAAGAGGAGAAAGAAAAAUGAAGAGAAGCCACUGAGUGCAACAAAGAAGAGAAGGCUCUCUAAAGAGGCACAGGAAUCAGGGGCUGUCCUUAUCGAUACCUCAACUCCUUCAAAUGCACCACCUCAACUUCCAAAUGAGCCAUUUAACUUUGUCCACGAUUCUAGCUUGACCAAUCACGAGAGCCCUGAUGUCAAACCCAAGAAGAUUAGGAAGCGUAAGAUGAAAGAGGGAGCAAAAUCAUCCAAACCUGAGGUUGCAGAAGCAAAAACUGCAGAUGAUGAUGAUGGCGGCAGCUCCACAGCAGGUGACACCCCAAGGCGAAGGAUUGCAUCUGAGGAGCAAGUCCAAUUUCCUCUGCAGCAUGGCUGGAAGCGAGAGAUUAGAGUGCGGAAGUUUGAGGACCGUCUGAAAGGGGAGACGUGGUACUAUGGCCCCUGCGGCCGGAGAAUGAAGCAAUUCCCAGAGGUCAUCAAGUAUCUGCAGAAGCAUCAGGAUACUCUCCAUGGGGUUUCAAGAGAGCACUUCAGCUUCAGUCCUCGCAUGCCAGUGGGAGAUUUCUAUGAGGAGCGGGACACACCUGAGGGUAUGAAAUGGUUCCUCCUUGCCAACGAGGAAGUGCCUUCCAUGAUCAUGGCAAUAACAGGCAGGCGUGGUCGUCCUCCUAAUCCAGACAAAGAGCCUUGUUCCCGUGGUUGCCGAGCCAGAGGAGGCCAGGGAAGGCGCCCCGGCAGACCUCCAAAGCCCAAGAUGGAGGAUCUGCUCAGUAAAGUGGACGCCAGGCUGCUGAAGAGGCUGGAGGCAAAGGAGGAGCUCACAGAGGAGGAGAAAGUGAAACUGGUUAAGAUCAAGAAGAAAAUGAAGAGAAAGGCAAGAAUGAAAAGAAAUGAGGAUGCAAAGAAUAAAAAGAUAAGGCAGGAGAAAAGAAAAGCCAAGCUGGAGAAGGCCAAAGAGCAAGAACAGGGAUAUGAAGACCAGACAUCAGAGAAAGACAGCCCUCCACAGGGUGCUGAACAGCACAAAAAGCGCGGCCGUAGGAAGAAGAGCUCAGUACCGGCAGUAGAAGCAGUGGACCUGGAGAAGGCCAGUCCCAUGAAGAGGGCUGCAGGGGCCCGCAGCAAAGCCAAGGCUCUCGCCAAGGCCCAGGCUCAAGCAGAGGCCGCAGCCCAGGCUGCGCUAACGGCGAAGAGGCAGGCGGAGAGGAGGGCACAGGCUCAGAGACGCAUGGAGGAGAGGAAGAGACAGCAGAUGAUCUUGGAGGAGAUGAAGAAGCCUGCAGAGGACAUGUGUCUGGCCGACCAUAUGCCCCUCCCAACGUUGUCACGGAUACCAGGACUGCUGCUGUCGGGUUUGGCCUUCUCAAACUGUUUGAGGGUAGUUGAGUUCCUCCAUGGUUACGGGAAGAUUCUGGGGCUCCAGGUGCCCAAAGAUAUUCCCAGCCUGAGCACUCUGCAGGAGGGUCUUCUCGGCCUGGAGAAAAGCCAGGGUGAGCUCCUGGAUCUGCUCAUGAAACUGGUGGAGGCUGCUCUGCAUGAUCCUGGACUGCCCUCUUAUUACCAGUCUGUGAAGAUCCUGGGGGAGAAGCUGGUUGAUCUGGAGCUGAACCACGGCACUGUGUCCGAGGUGCUGCGGGUCUUUCUGGAAGCUCACGGCUUUGAGUUGGAGGUGUGUAAUAGUCUCCGCACAAAGAGCUUCCAGACCCUCAGCCCUGAUGUCAAAGCCUCCAUACUGGUCUUUCUUGUAGAGGAACUCAACGCCAGCAACAUAAUCACCAGAGAGAUUGACAACACGUUGGAGAACAUGGCAACUUAUAGGAAAAACAAGUGGAUUAUAGAAAGCAAACUACGAAAACUGAAGGCUGCGUUGAUGCAGAAGACUGGUCGCCAAGAAGAGGAGCUGUGUUUUGAGGAGCGCAGGCGCAGUGCUCGCGUGGGUGAAGCCGAGGAAGAGAGCAUUGAGGAGAGCUGUGUGUCGGAGAGAGGGAGACGCCGCAAACCCAAAGAGGAACCCAAGCAAACUGAGAUUGAGAGCCCUAAUAAUUGCAGCGUCGCUGAGCUGGAGCGUCAGAUUGAUAAACUGACCAAGCGUCAGGUGUUUUUCCGUAAGAAGCUGCUACAGUCGUCUCAUUCUAUGCGGGCAGUGUCUCUCGGACAGGAUCGGUACCGUCGCAGGUACAUGCUGCUGCCUUACAUGGGAUGUGUGCUUGUGGAGGGAGCCGAGGAUAUCUUGGCUUUAGGUGAUGUUCUGGUCAGUGAUGAACCUGUGAGCCCAGUGAAAUCAGAGAUAAAAAUAGAGCUUCCCCUGUCUCCAGUACUCAACACAUCCCAGACCCUCCCCUCUUCUCGUCCAUCAUCCAAGCUUUCCCCUACAGAGGCGGAUCCUCUACCAGGGGAGGCAUCCCUGAUGAGCAGCCCCCGAGGACGGGGACGCCCACGGAAGAUCAAACCUGAAGUGGAGCUCCACCUCCGAGCUGCUAAGAACCGACGGCGCCGCCGUAGCAGCAGAUCAGGAGGUGAGGAUUCGGGCCUUAACUCCCCCGUGCAGGAUCUCACUCAGACCGCCUUCCAGGCUUUUCUCGACCAAUCACUGCACACGGCUACCAAUAGUGCACCAAUUGCAGCGUCUGGAGCCGGGCAGGGCGAUGAUGAUAACAGCCAACCAGAGGACAGGGUGAAGGAGCUAGCAGACAAACAAGGCCAGUGGUUCAAUCUGUUACCUAAAGAUCCAUGUGAUGAGGCUUCUCUCUCUCAGCCAUGUGUGAAAAUUUCUGAGACUGCUGCAUCACCCACUAAUGACACUCCAGUCCCGCUGAAAUCUACCCCACUUACCGCACCUCCACUGCAGCCUCUUUACACACAGUCCUGCCCACAGUUGCAGACUACAGUUCCACCACCUCAGGUGUGCUCCACUCCAGCUCCCAGGGCCGGUAGGAGGCGCAGGAGGGGCAGUGGGCCAUCUCGUCUGCACUCGAGAUCCAGCGCAGCAAAGAGGCGGGGCCGACCACCCUCCAAUCUCUUCCAAGAGGUUGAGCUGAAAUUCUUUACUCAGCUGGUGGUGAAGCCUAUUCCACUGGAAAUGGUAAAGGGCUGGUGGUGGGUGAAAGAACCAGAGGAGCUGACGGCCAUUCUAAGCACCCUGCAUCCACGAGGCAUUCGAGAGAAGGUGCUCCACAAACACCUUACCAAACACAUGGAGUAUCUAGCUGAGGUCUGCAAACGCCCAGUCACUGACCCCAUCUUCCACAUGACAGUGGAGGAGGGUGAUGCACUGAUGGAGGCAUCUAAACAGGCCUGGAAAGAGCAGGAGAGAGCCCUGCAGAUAGACAUGAGUGUUCUUCAGUGGGUGGAAGACUUGGAGCUGAGGGUAGUUGGUGCAGAUCUUCAGCUCAAGGUGGCCACUCCCGAGUCAGAGAUUGAAACAGUGGCUAAUCUGGAAUCAUCAACCCCUCAGUUUCAGAUCUUCACCCCUCCUGAGGCAGACUCCACACGGGAGGACCUGAAGUAUUAUGAGCAUGAGGUGGACCCCAGAGACGACUGGAUGGUCCGUACUAAAAAGGACUGGUCUGAUCUCUUGCGAUUUCCCAACAACCCUCUGGACCUGGCUGUUCUUCGACUGACUAACCUGGAACGCAACAUCGAGCGGCGAUAUCUGAAGGAGCCACUGUGGAAUCUGGCAGAGGUGGUGCGUCUAGCCCCUUUGACUCCUCCACCUGGCGGAGAGGAAGUGCCAUUAGAUGCUGUCAGUUUGGAGAGUGAAAUCACGCCCAGGUUGAGGACUUGGCGUCAGGCUCUGGACCGUUGUCGCAGUGCAUCUCAGCUUUCUCUCUGUCUGCUACAGCUGGAGAAGGCCAUAGCCUGGGAAAGAUCUGUCAUCAAAGUGACAUGUCAGGUGUGCCGUAAGGGUGAUGAUGAUGAGUACCUGCUCUUGUGUGAUGGCUGUGAUCGUGGAUGUCACAUGUUCUGCCUCAGACCAAAGGUCAUGCAAGUGCCAGAAGGUGACUGGUUCUGUCCCACCUGCGUUGCCAAGGAAAAUGGUGACGCUCCACGAUCACAACGUUCAGCGCGUCAGAGGUCGAAGGUGCGGAAACGGCGGCUUGCAGAGGAUAGUUCAGACGAGGAUGAUGGGUACAAACGGGGCAUGACCACACGACAAAAAGAUUCUGCUGCUUCCUCAAGUGGGACAAACUCCUCCCCUUCAAAACGUAGACGGAUGACCACACGAAACCAGCCUGACCUCACCUACUGCGAGAUCAUUCUGAUGGAAAUGGAGGCUCAUUCAGACGCCUGGCCUUUUCUGGAGCCGGUCAACCCCCGCCAGGUUCCUGGUUACAGACGCAUUGUCAAAAACCCCAUGGACUUCCUCACCAUGAGGGAGAGACUUCUACAGGGAGGGUACUGCAGCUGUGAGGAGUUUGCUGCUGACGCUCAGCUUGUCUUCAACAACUGCGAGCUCUUCAAUGAGGACACGUCAGAGGUGGGCAAGGCUGGCCACUCCAUGCGACACUUCUUCGAGAGCCGCUGGGCCGAAUUUUAUGACAAUAAGGACAAAUAGGGAUUCUGUUACCUGUUGCAUGGGAGGAACUAUUCGAAUGCCACGCCCCUUUGAUGCUCGUUACUACUAAAAACUGUUUCUGGAGAGCCCUCCAGUCCUCUGUAUGCAUAUAGAUUUGUUCGGUUUGUUUUACAAGUAUCUUUUUUUUUUUUUUUUGUCUGCCCCACCUUCACAUUAAGGUUAAGAACAUUUCCUUAACACCUGGUAUUACACUGUAAAAACUUCUCACCUAAAUCCAAACUUUCAUCAUUCACACCUUUGGGGUUGAAGUACACCUUCAGGACUUGAUUGGUUCACACUUGAUGUCACGUGACCAAUUAUGGUGAUUGGCACACCUCAGUCAGGAUGUUUUGACCACACACAAUUUUUUUCUUCUUUACUCUAAAGCCUUCUGCUCAAUAUUGUAUAGGUCGUGGGCCACGUGUGUCCCCUUGAUUGAAAAUGUAACGUUACGUGCUUUCAAGACUAGAAGCAAUUUCCUCAGUAUAUUUUUUAUUAUAAACUAUAUAUACUCUUAAAGACGGAAAAACAAUAGUUGGGAUUAUUUAAUAGCAAUAGCCUGUAGUGAAUCUGUACAGACAACAUCAUAGAGAGAUGUAUAGGUGACUCAUGAACUGGCCAGUAAAACGUAUUAUAUCACAUGUAACUCCAUCACUUUUAUUGCUUGUUGUUGAAUAUAGGUCUUAUCAACUGGAGAUUUGCUUUAUUUACUUUCUUGUCCUCUCACGACCCCCCAAAACCAGAAAUAAGUCAGUGUUUAGUCAUGAUGGAACCAAAAACUAAAUAUUUUAACCGCUACUCAAAAAGAUUAUUGGCCACCAGUUUUUAACCUCUUGUUUUUAAUCUCCGCUAGCUAGGUAGCAGUUUUCAAAGCUUUUGCUUGUAUGACUAUUGUCUGUAGGGAAAAAAAAAUCUAGAUUGUAUUCAUAUUGUUUUUUAUGGAAAGGAUAUGUAUGUACGUUUGGCACUGUAGAUGUUUAGCUAAACUUUUCAUUGGAAUAAUUUCUUCACUGUUGUAUUUGGUAUGACUGGAAAAGAUUUGCUCUUUGCUGUAAUGAAAAUGAAGAUUGUUAGACAUGGCUUUCUCAAACGCUGAUAUUCACAGAUGUUUAGACUGUUUUAUGUGUUGGCAAUAGUGUGUGUGAUAUCUUUAAAAAUCUGGACCAACUCCCUCAAAAAGGAUGUUAAUUUUAUGCUUAUGUCAUGUGUUGUGACAUUGUUUUGUCAAAAGGCCUUUCUUUAUCAUUACUAGGUGAAAUGACCAAUAAAAGGUUUUGAUUUCAGGGGAAAACAGUAGUAUUUUACCUGUAGCUUUUAAGGUUUUCAUUUUUCCCCUAAAACUUCAUAUUUUUAUCGUAGUCAUCAAAAACAGGAUACUAUAGCACUGAGUAAGUAUAGCAUACAUGAAGAGCGCAGAAGAACAGAUUUUCAUACACUGAACUCAACUUGCUCAGUAGAAAAUUUAUAAUUUACGUUCUUUUCCUCACCAUACAAAAGGGAUAUACAGUACUUGUUUCUUUUUUUAAAGAGAAAAAUCCUGAAAACAGUUCUAGGAUGUUCAACCAAAUGUGGUGUUUAGUGAAUUUUUAAUAAUGUACAGUUUUUGUGACUAAAUUUGUUCCUUUCUAUAUUUUUAGGACCAAUAUAUCAUUUUUAAGAGGUGGCAUUAAAUGACCAUGUUGUUUCAAGGUAAUGUAACACGUGCAUCUGUAGAAUGUACUGUAAUCGAAAUAAAACCACACCUAGUAGACA
Molecule: messenger RNA, 9205 nt
Organism: Myxocyprinus asiaticus (Chinese sucker)
Lineage: Eukaryota; Metazoa; Chordata; Actinopteri; Cypriniformes; Catostomidae
Product: bromodomain adjacent to zinc finger domain protein 2A-like
Exons: 30
Coding region: 173-7453 (2426 amino acids)
Cellular component (GO): rDNA heterochromatin
Molecular function (GO): protein binding; DNA binding
Source: RefSeq, a predicted model, not a curated record